GGCCACGAUGCCGUCGCCGAAGCGCCCCCGGCGCACGCGCACGACCGCCACGGCGGCGGCCAGACCGGGUGCGUGACCCUGCAGGACCUGCAGGUUCAGCUCGAGGCGGAGCGCCUGUCGCUGGCGCGGCACCUCGAGGAGAGGCGGUGCGCCCAGGAGCGGAGGCUGGAGGACUUCGCGGAGCAGGUGGAGCAGGCCCUCGACCGGAACCUCAGGGCCGCUGGCGCGGCCGCCGGUGCGGCGGACGCGCGCCUGGCGGUGCUCGGGCGCGACGUCGCCGAGGUGCGCUCGGCCGUGGAGGAGGCCGCCACCCAG
Messenger RNA from Prorocentrum cordatum, 315 nucleotides. The record is from the annotation of a GenBank genome assembly. Lineage: Eukaryota; Dinophyceae; Prorocentrales; Prorocentraceae.